CUUCAAGCUCACAAUAUAGCACUCAAACCCUCACGCUUCCUCUGCGCAUUAUGCUACAUGCUUCGAGCAGCUCUAUUGAUACUCACAACACAUUGUGCAUUCAAAGAGCACCUCGUUAGCUCAGGUCUGUCGACCACCAAGCUCCCUGAUCUGUAGAUCUUAGAGAGCUUACAAUUGCUUUCAACACAUUGAAAGAGAAAAUACAAGAUUUCAGACUCCAGUUCCGACGACCAAGACCAACCUCCUCUCAAUAGAGAGACCAGAGCUGCAAGACGAGCGGAACAGGUACAAGAACUCACCAGACAACUGCAAAGAACGAGAGAUCGACUGCAGAGAAGAAGAGAAAGGCAACAAGAACCAAGGGUACCAACCAUGGACGCAGCUCAGAUUCAAGCCGUGGUGGAGGCUGCAGUCGCAGCAGCACUUCAGAACCAGAAUGUUCUGGAUGCAAUUCGUCCGCAACAACCAGUAGUACCAGCGGUGGUGUUCGCGGUUACACCAGCCGGAACAGGCAACCAGCCGUGGGAUUUCACGUCGCCAACCGGACUCAGGAUCUUCAUGGCGUCGAUUACACCAUUCCCAGUCAAGUAUGACGGCAAAGAACAGUACCUACGUGACUUCUUGCGUCAGAUCUGGCAAAGGGCUGAGUCAUUUGGUUGGGUGGCAAUCCUACUGGUUGCAGACAACGAUGGCGCAGUAAGGAACAUCACGACGCAGCACGGAUGCUUGACAAAGGACAAUGUCCAGAACCAUGCCGUGACGUACCUUAGGCAACAAGAGAGGAACCACCAAGCAUCAGUUUGCCUCCGCAAGCUGAUCAUGGCCUCGAUCACAUCCAAGAUGGCAGACAGGCUAGCCACUCGCAAGGCCGACUACACGGUCAACGCAGCAGCAGCUGCGCAAAUCAACGUCCCUGCCCCAGCGCCGAUCAUGAAGGAAGAUGGAAUGUGCAUGCUGUACCAGCUAAUCAGGAUGGUGUCGGUGGAAACAAUGACGACGAUCACCAUCAUCACCAAGAAGCUCAACAACCUCGAGCACAUCAUGGAAGCAGCCAAGUCCAACAUCGAGGUCUUCAACACCAUGGUCGACGACUUGAUCACGCAGUUGCAGGCCAGGAGCGCUCACGUCCCUCCGAUGACUGCUAACCUGUUUGAUGGGUAUGCGAACUGCUCAGACACAGCUUUCGCCAAGUACAUGGAAACAAAGAGAGAUUCUUAUGAGGAAAGAACAUUGGUCUUGAACAGCCACGACAGCCUCAUGAUCAUAGCGCUUGAAAAGUACAAGAUCAUGGUGGAUAGGAAGAUUUGGCUCAGGAAGUCCGAGGAGCAGAUGGAAAUCAUGACCCUCAAAGCAGAGGUGACCAAGCUUCGAGGAAAACCAGCUGCAAAGCCGGCCUCGACCACCAACAAGACAGCCAGUGAUGGAAAGAAAGGAAAGGACGAUGACAAGUUCGCUUGGAAGCUGGUGUCUCCCAAGGAAGGGGAGCCACAGCAGAAGACCGUCAAUGGAAAGAAGUACAUCUACUGCCCUUACCACCAGACAACCAAGUGGGUCCUGGAGGUGAACAACAAGGGAGUGGUGCACCGUACAGGGUGUGAGAAGAUGAAGGAGGCAUUGACGUCCAACAAAGCAACAGAAGGACAAGACCAGGGCGCAGAAGCUGCUGCACUUGCCAAUGCCAUCGAGGAUGCAGGAACAGACACCCUGAUCCCUGUUGUGGAUGAUGAAGAGCUUUGAUGGUGGCGGAGUGGAGGAUACCUGUUUGGCCAAUUCGUAGCUUUCUGUAAUCACUU
This is a messenger RNA of Seminavis robusta, 1793 nucleotides long. The record is from the annotation of a GenBank genome assembly. NCBI's taxonomy places the organism in Eukaryota, Bacillariophyta, Bacillariophyceae, Naviculales, Naviculaceae.